AAAGCGAACUCUGCACAGCUCUCCUCUUCCUCUUCCAAACCAAAGCUCACAAAAACGAUCUCACAAUCUCAACAACAAGCAACCACAUACAACAACAACAAUCACAAAAAUGAACCGCCAAGUCGUCAAUGCAGCUCAAUUGAACCAAACAGGGGCCUCCUGUUUGGCUGCCAAUCAAUUGGAAAAAGCUCAGAAAUGCUUCCAAAUGGCUCUGGAGUCUGUCACCUGCUCCUCUCUCAAUGCCGUCCAACCACACGCGGACAUGAAAGCACUCAUGUUGUCCCAAGAGCAAAGCUCCAGAAGAUGCCCACAGGAAAAUGAGGGUUUCAUCUAUUCCAAGCCAUUCUUCUUCAAUCCUGAAGCGACCAUCACAGAAGAAGAUGUUGCUCCCUACGGUGGAGUCAUUCUGUUCAACCUUGCGCUCACUUACCACGAAAGGAGUCGAACCGUUGGAGAAUCAUCUCUCCAUGUUGCCUUGCGAUUGUAUGAAAAGUGCAUAUCCCUAUUGAAGCACGCUACAUCCUUCGACUGCUCCAAUGUUAUUAUCGCUGCUCUUAACAACCAAGCGCGCAUUCACGAGGAACUUUUGGACUUUCAGAAAGCUAGCAUGCGGUUCAAGCUGUUGGCCGAUUUCCUGCAUCGAUCUGACGUUCGAACCGAUACAUUGGAACAAGAAGAUCUGCAAGACAUCUUUCUGAAUCUUUUCUUCUUCAAGAUCCCCACUUGUGCUGCCAUGGCAUGAUGAUUUUACAAAGUUUGGUCAACCCAAUGACUAAUGAUAACAACAACAUGUACCUAAAGUGCUAUAUAAAAUUUCAAAGCUUCUAAUGAGAACAAUCUACUACACAUCUUUCAUACAAUUAAUUACUAAGAUAGCAAGUUGGUGUUUUGCG
Seminavis robusta is the source of this 893-nucleotide messenger RNA. Lineage: Eukaryota; Bacillariophyta; Bacillariophyceae; Naviculales; Naviculaceae. The record is from the annotation of a GenBank genome assembly.